Antechinus flavipes (yellow-footed antechinus) is the source of this 2428-nucleotide messenger RNA. RefSeq names its product SEC14 domain and spectrin repeat-containing protein 1-like. Lineage: Eukaryota; Metazoa; Chordata; Mammalia; Dasyuromorphia; Dasyuridae. The record is from RefSeq and is a predicted model, not a curated record.
UCCCCGCGUACUUCCGUCCAGCGCUCCGCAGCCUCCCGCCACCGGAGCCGCCCAGGGAGGAUAGCCUUUGCACUGGAAAUGUCAGAACAAAAAUUCCUAGCAAGGAGUUGAUAUCCCAGGAUAGGUAAGGGACACCACUGGGAUCAGACCUGUGAUUUCAUUGAUUUAAGGAAUUCCUGGAUGAGGAAAUUCACAUUAUUAAAAAGUGAAGAAGUUAAUUGAAGUAUCAUGGAAGCUACAGUAAUAUUACCCAUUCUGAAGAAAAAAAUAGCCUUCCUUUCUGGAGGAAAGGACAGCCGAAGCGGCCUCAUUCUGACCAUUCCAUUAUGACUUGAACAGACAAAUAUGGAUGAGUUGAGUGUUACUUUGGACUAUCUUCUCAGCAUUCCAAGUGAGAAGUGUAAGGCUAGAGGAUUUACUGUGAUAGUGGAUGGCAGAAAGUCACAGUGGAAUGUGGUAAAAACAGUUGUCUUAAUGUUACAGAAUGUUGUUGCAGCUGAGGUAUCACUUGUUUGUGUAGUAAAACCAGAUGAAUUUUGGGAUAAGAAAGUUACACAUUUUUGUUUUUGGGAGGAGAAAGAUAGACUUGGCUUUGAGGUUAUUUUAGUGUCAGCUAACAAAUGAACCCGAUGUAUAGAACCAUGCCAGUUAACAGAAGAUUUCGGUGGAAGUCUUACCUAUGAUCACAUGGAUUGGCUAAAUAAGAGACUGGUCUUUGAGAAGUUUACCAAAGACUAGUCUUUACUAGAUGAGCUUGCUUUGAUCAACAAUGGAAGUGAUAAGGGAAAUCAGCAAGAAAAAGAAAGAUCCAUGGAUUUAAACUUUCUUCCAUCGGUUGAUCCUGAGACAGUUCUACAAACAGGCCAUGAAUUAUUGUCUGAAUUACAACAGCGCCGAUUUAAUGGCUCUGACGGGGGCGUCUCAUGGUCACCCAUGGAUGAUGAAUUGCUUGCCCAGCCACAAGUUAUGAAAUUGCUAGAUUCAUUACGAGAACAGUACACACGUUACCAGGAAGUUUGUAGACAGCGCAGUAAGCGUACACAACUAGAGGAGAUUCAGCAGAAGGUAAUGCAGGUUGUAAACUGGCUUGAAGGACCGGGAUCAGAACAGCUACGGACACAGUGGGGAAUAGGUGAUUCAAUCAGAGCUUCACAAGCUUUGCAGCAGAAACAUGAAGAGAUUGAAAGUCAACACAGUGAAUGGUUUGCCGUGUAUGUGGAGCUGAAUCAGCAGAUUGCAGCACUUCUCAAUGCUAGGGAUGAAGAGGAUCUUGUUGAAUUGAAAUCCCUACAACAGCAGCUCAGUGAUGUUUGUUAUCGCCAGGCUAGUCAGCUGGAAUUCAGGCAAAAUCUGUUACAAGCAGCUCUUGAAUUUCAUGGUGUUACUCAAGAUUUGUCUCAGCAGUUGGAUGGCUUAUUAGGGAUGUUGUGCGUAGAUGUAGCACCAGCUGAUGGAGCAUCGAUUCAGCAAACUUUAAAACUGCUUGAAGAGAAGCUGAAAAGUGUUGAUGUGGGAUUGCAAGGUUUGCGUGAAAAGGAUCAAGGUCUUUUGGAUCAGAUCUCUAAUCAAGCAUCCUGGGCCUAUGGGAAAGAUGUAACCAUAGAAAACAAAGAAAAUGUGGACCAUAUACAAGGAGUGAUGGAAGAUAUGCAACUUAGAAAACAAAGGUGUGAAGACAUGGUUGAUGUUCGAAGGCUGAAGAUGCUUCAGAUGGUUCAGUUGUUUAAAUGUGAAGAAAAUGCUGCCCAGGCAGUAGAAUGGCUAAGUGAACUACUGGAUGUUCUGCUUAAAACUCACAUCAGACUGGGAGAUGAUGCUCAGGAAACCAAAGUUUUAUUGGAAAAGCAUAGAAAAUUUGUUGAUGUUGCACAGAGCAUUUAUGACUAUGGGAGGCAACUACUACAGGCUACAAUUGUCUUGUGCCAGUCUUUGCGAUGUACUUCUCGAUCAUCUGGUGAUACACUUCCCAGGCUGAACAGAGUAUGGAAGCAAUUUCCAAUAGCAUCUGAAGAAAGAGUACAUAGGUUGGAGAUGGCUAUUGCAUUUCAUUCAAAUGCUGAAAAGAUUUUGCAAGAAUGUCCAGAAGAGCAUGAAGCCAUUAAUGAUGAGGAGCAAUUUGAUGAAAUUGAAGCAGUUGGGAAAUCACUUUUGGAUAGAUUAACUGUGCCUGUAGUUUAUCCUGAUGGAACAGAACAGUAUUUUGGAAGUCCAAGUGACAUGGCUUCUACAGCAGAACAUAUCAGAGAAAGGAUAAAACUUGUUAAUCUGAAAAGACAGCAGCUGAGACACCUGGAAGCUACUAUAACAGAAAGCUAAUAGAGAUCACCUGAUGACAAGGAUUCAGUUUUGUAACCUAGCAUGUUGUCUGCAUACUUCAGCAUUUGAAAUAAUUCAUUAAAUGCAUUUCACAGCCAAAAAAAAAAAAAAA